AUGCAGGCGGAGAUCCCGGGGCAAGAGCAAGAUGGCUAUGAUACAGAACCCAAUUUCUUCCACGGCAUGCAUCAACAUUCUCAAGCUUCCAAACCCCGACCUCAACAGCGCCACGGGCGUCUGAAAAGACUGAAGCUCGCUAUGACGAGGAGCCCUCAUCCUCCACCUCCACCUGUAGCUGCACCACCUACGACCCCACCGCCAGUCGCCGCCGAUACCACCUUCAGAACCCACCUACGACAUCUAUUCGCUCGAUCGUCCCAUCAUGCAACGUCACCCGUCGUCGAUGUUCCGUUCACGAAGGCUAAAGAGCGUACUGUUGCUGCGGAUGCUCCUGGCAAAGACCCGAACAUCGUGCCUUAUGAAGAUCAAGAUCCCGAUACUACUCAACCGGACCCCAAUACACAACAGCCACAGCAACGACAACAGCAACCAGUAGCAGUGCAGGUAGACACCGGGGAACAUGGAGGCAGCCGGUCGUGUUGCUGCUUCUAG
Suillus subalutaceus is the source of this 495-nucleotide messenger RNA. RefSeq lists its product as uncharacterized. Bases 1 to 495 code for a protein of 164 amino acids. The transcript has 3 exons. The record is from RefSeq and is a predicted model, not a curated record. Lineage: Eukaryota; Fungi; Basidiomycota; Agaricomycetes; Boletales; Suillaceae.